Miscanthus lutarioriparius is the source of this 975-nucleotide messenger RNA. Lineage: Eukaryota; Viridiplantae; Streptophyta; Magnoliopsida; Poales; Poaceae. The record is from the annotation of a GenBank genome assembly.
AUGGUGCGUAAAGAGUACCACGGCAUAUCCUCCAUAAACAGCUGCAUUGCCCAUCACGAUGAGAAGAUCGUCAUACACAACGGUUACGCGUCUUCGUCCUGCAUCGAGACGAGGCAGGUCCACUGGUGGGAGGAGUGGGUUACCGAUACCCCAUUGCCAUCUGAAUAUGGCAAAGCAUUGCAGUCCAGAUACCUCUUGGAGUCUCGAGGCGAGCUUCUUCUGGCAAAUGUCCUAGCCAAUCAUACGCACGGUUACCGCUAUACCGUGGGCAGCUUUGUCGACGGGCUGUCGGUUUCAGUCCACGUGCUGCAGCAGGCAGAAGGCGGAGAAACACAGUGGGUGAAGAGGGACGGCCGGAGCUUGGCUGAUCGCGUCAUGUUCCUUGGGAGGCCAAGCAGCUUUGCUGUGGAUGCCGCACGGUUUGGCGUGAGCAGUGGUGGCUGCGCCUAUUUCGUCAUGAAGAGCGAGCUCUAUGGGGGGAUCUGGAGCAAGAUGGCCAUCAAGCAGUGCCGUGUGUUCAAGUACAGCUUCCAGGACGAUAGGUCGGAAUUCGUCGAGCAGCUCCCGGCUGAAUGGGACGACGACGCCUGCAUGUGGGUCACGCCACCACAACCUUCCAUCGCUUCAACUGAGGAAAUUAGAGAGAGGCUUGAGCCUUCACACACAAAUGCUGCAGGAGGGCCACGAUUCGGGCCUUAUUUCAGGAUUUAUGUGGGCAAUCUGCCACGGAAUGUGGAUAGCUAUCGAUUGGGACAGUUCUUCAGCAAGUAUGGCAAAGUAGCAGAAGCAAGGGUCAUGUACCACAUAAAAACCAAGCGUUCACGAGGGUUCGGGUUUGUUACCAUGGCGACCCUAGUCGAUCAUGAGCAGGAACAAGCUAUUGCUAAGCUGAAUGGACAGAUUUUGGAUGGGCGUCCCGUGCGUGUGAAGCUUGCAGAUCAGAAGCAGCCACAUGCAUGUAGCUUGCUGGUCUAG